UUUUUAUCAACUGUCGUUGAUCAAUAAUCGAAAUUUGUCUUGAGAGGUACUUGUACGAGAAUAUAUUUAAGAACGACAAAAAUAUCAACUCGUCUCAUUUAGUUGUGAAUAACAAUCAGAAAAGGAGCAUCAACGAAAAUGAUAGCCUUUGGAUUGUUGGCUCUAGUAGCCGUUUCCGGAGUGAUCUCUGCCUCCGUCCCAUUCCACUUCCUCUCCGAUGAAUACAUCGACCACAUCAACAGCCUGCAGACCACGUGGAAAGCUGGCAGGAAUUUCCCCAAAGAUAUGCCCCUGUCCAACAUCAAACGUCGCAUGGGUGUAAUCAGAGGCGAGAAAUCGAAGAAUUUGAAGACUGUUCGCCAUGUCAGAGUCGAGGGCGAGACCAUUCCUGAUACCUUCGACGCUCGAGAAAAUUGGCCCGACUGUAAGUCGAUCGGAUUGAUCAGAGAUCAGUCGGACUGCGGAUCAUGCUGGGCUGUAGCUGCUGCUGCUGCCAUGUCUGAUAGAAUCUGCAUAUUAUCGAAAGGAAAAGAUCAAAGUUUGGUAUCCGACGAGGAUCUGAAUUCCUGCUGCAAGAGUUGCGGAGAUUGCGAUGGUGGAAUUCCAUAUGCAGCUUGGGAAUACUGGCAACAAACAGGAAUCGUCACCGGAGUAUCACACGAAUUAUCUGAAUUCAUACAUGUACCAUGGCAGUACCCACACAUGGCUGCACAGUUCAGUCCUGCUUUUCUACACCCGCUGGAGGAAGUGCAUCCUUUUUUACAAUUGCAUGAUAUCAACCUCAGCAAUGAAUCCAAGCCUGCAGACCACGUGGAAAGCUGGCAGGAAUUUUCCCAUUUCCCCAAAGAUAUGCCCCUGUCCCACAUCAAGCGUCGCCUGGGAGCACUCGAGAUCGAAAACCAGGCGAAUUUACAGACAGUUCACCACGUCAAAGCCGAUGACGAGGUCAUUCCUGAUACCUUCGACGCUCGAGAAAAGUGGCCGAAUUGUGAGUCGAUCAGAUUGAUCAGAGAUCAGUCAGAAUGCGGAUCAGGCUGGGGGUGCAAAGCCUACUCCCUGCCUCCCUGUGAACACUAUGGCACCACUGGCGGUCUUCCCCAAUGCCCAUCUGAGGGCUACUACACCCCCGAUUGCGUUGGAAGUUGCGAUAAAGGAUACACCCUCUCCUACAACGACUCAAAAACCUAUGCUGCGCAGGCGUACACUAUAAUUGGAAAUGUCGAGCAAAUCCAGUUGGAAAUACUGAGAAAUGGUCCAGUGGCAGCUAUCUUCACCAUGAACAGCGACUUUUUGAAUUACAAAAGCGGUGUUUACCAAGACAUUUCGUUAGACUAUUUUGGAACACACGCAGUCAGAGUGAUUGGUUGGGGUGAAGAGAACAAUGUACCUUUCUGGCUCAUCACCAACUCCUGGAACGAAGACUGGGGAGACAAAGGAACCUUCAAAAUCCGACGUGGAACGAACGAGUGCCGAAUCGAAAACCAAGUUUCAGCUGGUCUGCCACGAUUGUAAAAGUAGUUUUUGUCUAAAAGUUACCUACAUAUUAUAUCAGAUCUUCAACAUGUUUUUGUAAUGUCAUUCAAUCACUCUUCCUGUUGGUUUUUUGUUCAUGUAUUUAUUGUUACAAU
This is a messenger RNA of Phaedon cochleariae (mustard beetle), 1628 nucleotides long. Lineage: Eukaryota; Metazoa; Arthropoda; Insecta; Coleoptera; Chrysomelidae. The record is from the annotation of a GenBank genome assembly.